ACUAGUAAAUAAACCUGGCCAAAUAUCAACAAAUCAUCGUGUGAGGAGGAGCGCGCACAGUUGUUGGUUUCCGACUUGAAUUGAGUGAAUUCUGAAACAGUACUUCGCUUUCCAGUUGUUAAGGGGAGUUUGAAAGUUAAUUUUCAGCGUGUCUGACACGAUGGCUUCAACGCAGAGGCCAGAACAUUCAGAAGAUCUUAUUGAUUCCUGGGUGGAACUGCACUACAGCAAUCAACCCAUGAAUCCCCCAGAUGUUAUAGAAGCAAGUUCAAGCAGCGCCGACCCUCAAGUAUCUUACACAGGCAGUAUUGAGAAGCUGCUUAUUGAUGCCCAGAGGGAGUCUCGGACCCCAUCUCGACCACAGAGCAAAGAGUCUUCUGUAGGGGGAAGUCCCAAAAGUCCUCCAAGUCCAAGUGGUGAAUGGCCAAGUGAAGAGUGGAAGUCAAAACAGGAUCCUGGCACAGACUGGAUAUGGGAUUGGUCAAGUCGACCUGAGGCUCUGCAAUCAUUUGAAAACUGGAAUGAAAGAUUUCGACACCCAGGAAGCAAAGGACGGCCAGCCUUGAGCGUGCGUAACACCAAUGUAAUGAAGAAGACACGUCUUUUCUCCUUGGCCAACCUGCCGACCCUGAUCCUCACACAUGCUUGUACAUUCUUCUUGGGAGCAGCAGCAGUUCUUCUGUACAUGAAGAAAUACUGCAACCUCCCCGCCAUAGCUCAUGCCACCCUGGACUGACGCAAGCUCUCAUAGUAUUCCCGGACAGAUUUCUACCACAGGGCUCUUAAGGAGCCGAGGAAUUUUUUUUCUGUACAUUUUUGGGGAGAUUUUUUUUAAAAUACAGAGGUUAAAUGGUGUCUCCCCAUUUGCUUUUGUUUUUUUUCCCAACAUGUUAUUUUCACAAAGCAUUUUAUUCUCUGUUAUGUUUUUAAUUCAAAUGUUGAUUUCACCACUCAUUUUCAUCUCAACUGUGCUGGUAUGUGCUGUAUAUAAUCCAUCGCCUUUUCUUUGUUCACACAUACAAGUACUCUGGUAAACCAGGCAUGUGUCUCUGUGUGUUAUGGGUUCUCUAUCAGACCAUAGAGUUUAUCUCUCAAGGGCAGUCCAGUAGGCUAAAUCUUUGUGCUUCUGUCACUUCUCUGUGGGUAUGAUGGACAUUCUACUUUUCCCCUUUCGUUUUUGACUUUUAAGGCUAUGACACUUCUAUGACAGCGAAUCGGGGGGACUGUCUCAUGGUUUCUUGUCAAGUGUAGUGUUGAAGGUUAAUACACAAUUUUGUCUUUUUAGACAUUUGUCCUUUCUUUAGGGCUUACCUGUUGACCUUCCCGGGGCUCUUGGAGGAGAGGUGUCGAGAUAGGAAUGCCCUUGAGAAUGAAGCCAGAACUGAUGUUUGCAGCCUGGUUUUUUUUUGUCUGCCUUCCACUUUUGCUUAGCAUGGCAGAGCAAAGAGUCAUAAUGCGGUCUUUUCAAAAAUUGCUGUAAAACAUUGGAAAUGUGUUAAUGUGUCAGAGAGUAAGUAGCAUGAAAAGUGAAGUUGUUUAUCAAGGGUUCUUUGGUCAGCUAAAUGCAUCCAUUACGCAAAAAUUUUGUCUUUGGUUGAGGGGAGCAGGCACUACCUAGAAUAGGUUUAGCUAGAUAGAUCACUGUAUACAGUCUAUAUAAUUCCAAAGGAGGGGAAAAGUAUGAUUUCCUUUUCAGGGACGUUUUACACAAAGUUACAGUUUGUGUAUUAAUUUGGUAUCAGUUGAGGUCCAAAUUCACUAACCCUCAUGACAAUUUAUGAUGAGCCCCUUAGCUGUGAAGCUUGACCUAAAUGAUUCAUCCUAUUAUUGUAUUUAAAAGGUGAGUGCAGUUAAAAUCUGUUCACUUUAUUCAGUUCUACAAGUAUUGUUUGCCAUGGCAAUAUCUUGUGUAGUUAUUAGACCAGUGGAGCAAGCAAUAUGUUCAAGAUUGUUUUUAUGAUUGGCAAAGAAAAAUGUUUUAAGUGGUGACUUUCCGUCUUUUGAAGAGAUAACACCAUUUAUGUUAUUGUUAUUUUGUUUAAUUGCUUCUGAAAACGCUUGUUUACAUGGAUCUUGAAGUUUAUAUUGUUGUGUAAACUAAAUUUUAUUGUAGAAAUUGAUCUAGAUCUUACAUGGGGUUUUUGGAAAAUUGCUUUAUUUGUAGACAGUACACUUCUUUUCUUGCAGACCGUUUUUCCCUCCUGAAGUAACACAAUGAAAAAGUAUCAUUUCAGUGCAGCUCUUUGCUUUCUAUCGAGAUCUUUUAAUUAAUGCCUCAGUGACAGGCUGGAAGGUUUUUCAGUAGACAGCACUCUGUAAUGUUCUCUUUUGGUCAGCGGAAAAGAAGCUGCAAGCUUGUGGCAAAUGAUCUGUGUGCAAAUUUGGAAUAAGAAAAAGACUAGCAGUUCGGUUUUGCUAGCUGAGACAACAGCAGCUGGAGGAAUGAUCGUCUUUUGUCCUGAUACUGUGUCCUCCGACUUUCUCACACAUUCCAAUGUCUGAGGAUACUUCUGCUUGGGACAGUGUUGAAAGUUUUGUUUUGCUUGGAAGUGCUUCAGUUCAGUCAAGUCAAAGUUAGGUAAGAAUCAAGGCAAUAGAUUGAAAUGUUGUGAAUUAUUUGUGGUGGCUUUGGUUAGACUUGUUAUGUGCCUCUUCUUCUCUUCAGUGACACUGUUAUCCUUAUCAAUUCUUGGGGGAGGGGGGAUGUAACACCUAUUGUGGAGACCUAUGAUUGGGUAUCUCCGACCAUCACUUGCAUUAUCACAGAGACCACCACUGGCAUUACCACAGAUCAAGGGAAAGACAAGGGAGGACAAUGAAAUGAACUCAACAGUUUAGAGUCUUCGAAGGACAGGAGCAUAAGAGAAAAUUUUUGUCUCAAACCAUUUCUGUUUCUUGGUUAUUGUGAGACUGGCAGGGCAGCUUUCCCAUUAUGUUGAUGUGUUUAGUUCUAUAGAAGAACAAGGUAUGAACAGUUAUGCAAACGUUGGUAUUUUGGAUUGAAUUUACUUGCUCAGUUUGGAAGGCCAAACUUUUGUCUGUCAUAUUAUGCUGAAUUUAUCCUGGUGACGUGUGCCUUUCUUCCAAAAUAGUAAAGGAAGAUUGUGUUUAAUUUGUUUCGGUUGACAAUAACUGUUAACUGGUAUCAGUUCAGGGGAAUUCAAACUAAAAUUUGUCUGGUCUAAUACUUUUUUUUAAAAGAUACACAAUUCCUCUGUGCAGUGAAAUAUACAUUAAAAAAAAAAAAUUUCAAUUUUGGAAAUAUGCUCUUGUUUAGCUUGUGCAAUGACACAUUUGUGUUUAUUUAAAAUUUGUUAAGUUCAAGCUGUUCAUUUCCAUACAGCCAGACAUUACUGUCCUUAUCUUAGAUAUAUGUGUGUGCUGUAUUUAUAAUUACAGAAUUUCGUGCUUUAGAAUGCUUUUGCUUCUGAAACAACGUUUGAGGAAUUUUUAAACCUCUUGUAUAUUUGUUGUACAAUCUUGGUUACCAAAUUUUAUGUAUGUUUCUUUUCACAUCUUUUGUUUGUCAGAAAUAAAGAUUUUAGGAAUUUUAGCCUCCCAGCUUUGCUUAUCAACAAAUUCAGUCUGUCAUACCAGAAUGGAGAUGGGAUGUCAAACUUGAUAAGAUGUAAUAUUUUGAGUUCAUGGGUUUAAAGAAUGCUUCUGUGGUUUAAAAUAAUGGCUUUUGGUUUGCCUGUUAUUUUCUAAUAAGUGCAGUUUAAACGGUCAGAUAAUAUUACUUUCAGAUAGUGUUUUCAGGGAGUAACUGAAGUGACAUGAUUAUUGUCCUAGACAAUACUCCCAUCAGCCACACUUAUUAAAAAACAAUGUUUCUGAUUGAGAUCAUCCUCCCUUCAAUGGUUACAUUUCCUGGAGGGAACAGUCAUGCUCUCCAUAAGUUUUGGUGCUUUUCUGGCUUUCACUUUCUCAGAGACGUUAACUUUUAUUCGACUCUGAUCUUUUGUGGAAUGAAAACAGGGUUGUUUUUUUUAUAAAUUUUGGCCUGAAAGCAUUCUCUAUCCUUUUGUGGUUCUCCAUGUAUAUUUUGGAUUGGUUAUUGCAUUUUCAUUAAAUGUUCAAUGUGCAAUCUCACUAAGGAAAAAUACAGGAAUUGAUGCCUACUUUUUGUUUCUUACUCAAGCUCUCAUGUUCAAUUCUUUUCAUUUGCAUGGUGAUAUACAUUGACUCUGGUUUAUUAUGUUUGUUUAUUAUGUUGAUUUAUUAUUUUUUUUAUUGAUUAAUAUGUUCGCUUUGUCAAAGGUUUAAAAAAGCAACAUCUUACAAGCUAUAUAAUUUUUUAUUUUAAAAAAAAAUUAAUUUAUCGGUUGAAAAUGCUGCGAAUGCAUCAAAGAGAUAAAAAUCUUAAGAAUAAUAAGAAUUAACAUCAGACUCAAUCAUGAGUUUUUAAAAUGAUAGCGACAUUUUAUUCACUCCAACCCUCUUGAUUUGAAAUUUUUAAAAUGCAUCUUAUCUUUGUGUUAAUAUUUUUUUAAAUUCAGGGGUGAAAUAUAAACGAUGCAGAACUAAAAAUAUUGAGUGGGGUUUUUUUUUCCUUUAUAUUUCAGUAUGAUUUUUUAGUUGAAAUGCUUUGUGGUGCAGUUUUAAACACUAUUUUAGUUGCUGUUUUUAUGCUUUUACUUGGGCAGGGAUUUUCAAAGGGCAUGCUGCCAUGUACAUAAUCACUGUAUAUUCUUGUACAUGAUGCAAAUUGGUACACAUUUCAUUCAUUACCAGAUUGCAUUUUUUUUUUUUUUUUUUUUUGUAAACACAUUGUCCCUAGUCAUUGAGGGUACAAAAAAAUGCUUGUGAAUAAUUUUGGCAAAUUCAAUAUUGUAGCUAUCAAUGUACCUUUGCUUUCUUGUUGAUCUAUUGAUAGUGCGUGAUGAAAAGUUGUACCUCAAAACGACACUUACAAUGAAGUUACAAGCUUGUUUCAUUAGUGUACCUUUGACUUUAAGGUGGAGGAAUAUUCAUAAAUAGUGUGCAUUUGUGAAAUGGACUUGGGGCAAUGGGUUUAUUAGGUAGUAAGUUUGUUCAUUGUUCUUAAAGAAACUACUAGGGAGUUAUUGAUGCAGAUUUCCACUACUUGUCAGGAAAGGAGUUCAAGUUUUAGAGACUAUGACUUGUUUGACUAUUUAAUUAACAUCAGUUUUUUAAGAGCUGUUUCAUUCCUUGUCAAAGAUGAACAGAAAUAGGGGCCUUAUUCUUUUUGUUAUCUCUAUCUUCAUGCAGGAAAAAAAAGUCCGUUCUGAUUAAAUUACACUUAUGUUUUCACAGAAUGAUUUUUAUAUUUAUUUUUUAAAGAAAAUGUUCUGUAAGUUUAAGAAUAGCAGUGGACUUUAUAGUGGUAAUUUUAUCCCUUACACUUCUACUUCUAUGUUUUUCCCCUGUUCAUUUUUUGUUCUUUGUUUUAUUUUUGUUUUUAAUGUGCUGUGAAGUGGCGGUGUGGGGGUUUUACCAAUAUGUGAAUAUCACAAUGUUACUUGUUCCUCAGUUCUUGUUGGAGGCUGUGAGCUUCACGCAAUUUUUUCCCUGUUGAGAUUUUUAUGGGAAAAAAGCAAGAAACUUUUUAUAAAAUUUGUUUUCAAAACUUUUGUUACCUUCUGUUUAACAUUCUUUUGAAAGAGAAUGUAUUUCCAACAUUUUAUUUAUUUUGCAUUUGUUCUGUUUUCUUUGUUAGAAUUCCCCCCUGAUUUUUAGGGAACUAGAAUUUUACUGCUGAAUCAGCCAAAAGUUGCAGACCUUCAGUGUAAGGCUGAUUACACCCUCUCCCACAGCUAGACCCUGAUGAUGGUUUUGGUUUUGGUUUUUGUCUUGUUUGAUUGGGACUGGAGGGUGCUCCUUCAGGAGCUGAGACUGCAUUAUUUUAACCCUUCCAGUACAAUUCAAUUGAAUUGCCAUGAAAACAAAGCAAUCAGAUGGAGGCCCAUCUGAUGACCCGAAGACAUUACUCUAUGUUGACUUUGUACCAAGGUUUUGGUAUAUUCAGGUACAUGUCGUCUGGUACUGAUGAAUUCAUGUGUGUGUAAUAUAAGCUCGGACCCUUAUCUCAACCAUGGUAUAAUUGUAUCUUUAAUUUAUGAUAAAUAAAAUGGAUGUCUUGGAAAACAU
This is a messenger RNA of Aplysia californica (California sea hare), 6111 nucleotides long. Its product is annotated as BCL2/adenovirus E1B 19 kDa protein-interacting protein 3. Bases 161 to 736 code for a protein of 191 amino acids. Gene Ontology annotation, cellular component: mitochondrial envelope; nucleus; mitochondrial outer membrane. Gene Ontology annotation, biological process: positive regulation of apoptotic process; mitochondrial outer membrane permeabilization. Lineage: Eukaryota; Metazoa; Mollusca; Gastropoda; Aplysiida; Aplysiidae. The record is from RefSeq and is a predicted model, not a curated record. The transcript has 6 exons.